AUGGGGUCGAGUACACACGGUGUCAGGGCUAUGACACUCCAGGUGGUUCCGAGGAUCAUCCGGCGACGACGAUGCUCUGAGCUGCACUUGCGCUUUCCCCAGCCAUCGACGAUCGGUAGUAGAGAUGGCUCUGAUGCCACAGACAAGUCAUGCCACACAGGCUUGGCACGCCGAUCUCUCGCUCCGGAGUUGGUUCCGCUCUUUCAAUGUUUCUCCCCGCAGAAGUCCUCAAGAACAAUGCCGAAUACGACCGCUUAG
This is a messenger RNA of Heterobasidion irregulare TC 32-1, 258 nucleotides long. RefSeq lists its product as uncharacterized. Lineage: Eukaryota; Fungi; Basidiomycota; Agaricomycetes; Russulales; Bondarzewiaceae. The record is from RefSeq and is a predicted model, not a curated record. The transcript is spliced from 2 exons. Bases 1 to 258 code for a protein of 85 amino acids.